Messenger RNA from Cryptococcus wingfieldii CBS 7118, 1107 nucleotides. RefSeq names its product serine/threonine protein kinase. Bases 1 to 1107 code for a protein of 368 amino acids. Gene Ontology annotation, molecular function: protein serine/threonine kinase activity; ATP binding. Gene Ontology annotation, biological process: signal transduction; peptidyl-serine phosphorylation; endocytosis. The record is from RefSeq and is a predicted model, not a curated record. The transcript has 4 exons. NCBI's taxonomy places the organism in Eukaryota, Fungi, Basidiomycota, Tremellomycetes, Tremellales, Cryptococcaceae. Gene Ontology annotation, cellular component: cytoplasm; nucleus.
AUGAACGCAAGGAAAGAUAUUGGUGAAGUCAUAGGGGGGAGAUACGAGAUCAAAGAAGUGAUCACUCACCGUGACCGCAAGGUGAGCGUCUACGUUGCCACAGACGUCCAAACCCAGGAAGAGGUCGCUCUCAAACUCAACACCGCGGAGCACAGAGUUCGACUCGAAACUGAGUUUUACGACGAUUCAAUCAGAGACCUGGAGGGGUUUCCGAGCAAGAGGUGGUCUUGGGAGCACGGUUUCUAUUGUCUUGGCGCUAUUGCCCUCGACCGUCUGGGACCGUCUUUGGAUACUCUCAUCAAAGAGGUGGAAGAAAGCAAGUUUAGCCUCAAGACGACUCUUCAAAUCAUGGAUCAGGUCAUCACCCGAAUUCAAGCUUUACAUGAACGUCACAUUCUCCACCGCGGUGUCAAACCGGACAACUUCUGCAUUGGCCUUAAAGGAAGCAAGACAGAGAAUAAGGUGUAUAUGAUCGACUUUGACCACUGUAAAAAGUAUAUCGUGGACGGAGUCCACAUACGGGACUAUGGGGGUGCCAUGGGCAACCAAGAUUGGACGUCGUUGGCCGUUGACGAAGGAUGCGAGCCUGUGAGGCGAGAUGAUAUGGAAUCCGCUGGUUUCCUGUCUAUCUACCUUCUCAAGGGCAGUUUGCCCUGGUUAUGUGAAUACAGCUCAAGCGCAGUGAGGCGUGGCAAAGCAAUCACUGCUCUGCAAGAGCUGUGCAAAGACCUCCCAGAGGAGAUCAUAACAUACAUCGCUUACUGUCGAUCACUUCAAUUUGCCCAAGAGCCCGAUUAUGGCUAUUGCCGGAAGCUUUUCCGCCAAGUAUUCGAGAGGGAAGGGUUCAAAGAUGAUGGGCUGUGUGAUUGGAGUACCCUUGAGCUUGUCACCGAGUCCGAGGGCAUUGAAAACGUACAUGGCUCCGAUAAUGAUUUCCCCAGCAGCAAUCACUCCGAGGAGGAGGACGGCUCCGCUACCCCGUUCGAUGACGAUACUGUUGAUGGGCAGACUCUUGUUGCUGACCACACCAAGACGACCGAGGCAUGUCCUCAGUAUCUUGGCAUGAUCUGCGGACCCGCCAGAUCCUCAGAGUUAUAUGUGUGGUAA